AUGGGGGGAGCUGGCUUGGCAGCGUUCGUGGAGCUCCGCACUGGAGGUACUGGUGUUAAGUUAGGAGCUUGGGAUGUUGGCAUGAGCGGUGGAAAGUUACUACUUAAUGGCCUUGCCCUAGGUCAGUACACUGCCUUGCCACAGCAUCGCCGGGACCUGCCUGUCAUCCAUUGCCGAAGGCAUCUCUGGUCGACACCUCCAGAAGCCGCGGCAACGGCACGAAUCGCCAUGGUUCUCAUCGCACCAUUCGCAGUGGAGCAGUGGAUGGACGAGUACGAGACCACACCGGGCGUGCUCAACGUGGCCGAGACGUGCUGCUCGUCCAUUUCCAUCGACGACAUGUGUCGACUGUGCGAGAAUAAGGGGGGGCCAGGCCCUUUUCAGACAGCCACACGGCUCACAUACGGCUCCAUCCGCGGUUCCCCCGUCCUUCGAGACCGCAUUGCCGCUCUGCAUAGCCAAGGUGCGAGUGAGACGCUGACCGCUGACAAUGUCAUCGUCACCCAAGGGGCCAUCGGUGCCAACUUUCUGGCCCUGUAUAGUCUCGUGGGCCCUGGGGACCACGUCAUAUGUGUGUAUCCGACUUACCAGCAGCUGUACUCCGUCCCUCAGAGCCUCGGGGCCGAAGUCAGCCUGUGGCGCCUGCGCGAGGACAGGGCCUAUGCCCCAGACCUGGGGGAGCUGGGCGGCCUUGUCCGCCACAAUACCAAAAUGAUAAUCAUCAACAACCCGAACAACCCCACCGGCCAAGUGAUAGCCGGGGACGUGUUGCAGGGAAUUGCCGAUUUUGCGGAGCAAAGGGGGAUUAUACUCCUUUCAGACGAGGUCUAUCGGCCGCUGUUCCAUGACCAGUCUGAGGGCAGUCUGAGCGUGCCACCGUCAGCUACGGCGUUGCGAUGCAGCAGGACGGUGGUGACCGGAUCCAUGUCCAAGGCAUUCUCCUUGGCUGGGAUUCGAGUGGGCUGGAUCGUUUGCAAAGACGCAGGCAUCAUGGAAGCUAUGGUGGCCGCACGUGACUACACGACCAUCAGCGUGUCCCAACUGGACGACCAAGUUGCGAGCUACGCCUUGUCACCAGCGGUGAACAAGCCAUUACUCGAGCGCAACCUGUCUCUGGCAAGACACAAUGCUGGCCUGGUCAACGCCUUUGUGGAGAGUCACACGUCGGUGUGCCGGUGGGUGCGACCGGUUGCAGGAACGACUGCCUUCAUACAAUUCUUGAAGCGAGGGAAGCCAGUCAAUGACGUGGACUUUUGUGUAGACCUCCUCAACGCAACCAAGGUCCUUGUGUGCCCCGGGUCGCACUGCUUUGGCGGCGACCAUGACUUCGAGGGAUUCGUGAGGGUAGGGUACGUCUGUGACACGGCAGUGCUGGAGGAGGCGCUCAGGAGACUCGGCCGCUAUGUCCGUGAAAAGCUGGUCUAA
Molecule: messenger RNA, 1425 nt
Organism: Purpureocillium lilacinum
Lineage: Eukaryota; Fungi; Ascomycota; Sordariomycetes; Hypocreales; Ophiocordycipitaceae
Source: RefSeq, a predicted model, not a curated record